UUACAUUUGAAAUCUAAACUAAAAUGAUAUCCAAAGUUAUUUUCUUUAGUGGCUUAUUGGCUUUGGCUACUGCUAGAAGCCUUAAUUUGCAAAAUAAUUUAAACAAAACCAUUGUCGUUUCUUUAACUGGCUUUGAAGAUGUUACUCUUGAAGUAAACCAAAGAGUUGUUGUUGAAAUUCCUACUGAUUCAGUUUUUAAUACCAGCCUUACAGCCGUUUACGCUGAUUGCAAAAAGCAGGAAUGUUAUGAUGUAGAGACUUCUCUCACAUUACACUCCGGAAAUUUGGACCCAUACGGAUAUCCUAUGGACGAGUAUGAAAUAAACUUGUCAAAAGGAUUUAACAUACCAUUCAGGGUGGUUCCAAUUUCUGGAAUGUUUUGCCUAGAAUUAAAUUGCUACAACAUUGAUAUAAUCAGACAAUGUCCUAAAGCGGAUUCGGUCCUCAACAAUGACGAAAUUGUUGGUUGCAAAACCCUUCCAAAAGACGACUUGGGUUGCUGGCCUAUUGAAUCCUCUUGCAGAUGGUACAACAGUUUUAAUAUUUUCUUUGACUUUGUAGACUAUAACCAAUAACAAGAAAUAUAUUAUGUAAUAUAAUGUAC
Messenger RNA from Brassicogethes aeneus, 604 nucleotides. NCBI's taxonomy places the organism in Eukaryota, Metazoa, Arthropoda, Insecta, Coleoptera, Nitidulidae. The record is from the annotation of a GenBank genome assembly.